Dermacentor silvarum is the source of this 527-nucleotide messenger RNA. RefSeq lists its product as uncharacterized. NCBI's taxonomy places the organism in Eukaryota, Metazoa, Arthropoda, Arachnida, Ixodida, Ixodidae. The coding region runs from base 1 to 399 and encodes 132 amino acids. The transcript is spliced from 3 exons. The record is from RefSeq and is a predicted model, not a curated record.
AUGGCGGCAGGCAUGGGCCUGCGGAUGGCGUGCGUGGAGGACGGCGACUGCCAGGACGAGGCGAACCUGGUGUGCGGCUCGGACGGCUUCGACCGCGUCUGCCUCUGCGACAGCGGCUACGUGGAAGAAGGCAGCGGCUGCUCCGAGAGCCCCGCGCAGCCCGGGGAGCCCUGCGACGGGCGCAUGCGCUGUGCAAAGCGCACCAACAUGGUCUGCGACCAGUUCCUCAAGCCGCCGCGCUGCGACUGCAUGGCCGGCACGCUCUGGCAGGAGAACAAGUGCGUCGCCCUGUUCGAACUGACCGGCAGUCAAGAGGAAGGGCGGCCGCAAAACGCGACAGCCGAAGACAGCGAAGAGCCGCUCACAGUUAUGCGCAACAAAUCGACGCCACAACAAUAGAGGACGUGCUUGGUUCGGUGGCAAAGACCUCACAAUGCCAUAGACGAGACAGAUUUUUGUUGAUUUUUGACAAUUACAGUGUGUACCAUUUGGGAUACAGUGCCUCAUGUUCCUGCGAUAAAGGAGUA